AAAGUUCACUGCAUCUCAAAGGGAGUGAUCAAUACUGUAAAAAGAAGAAGAAGAAAAAUAAAGGGUUUUUGGACAUUUGGAUGACCCCACAAUUCUCUCUCUAAAUCUCUACCGUUCAACCCAUUCUUCCCUUGUCUAUUUAUACACACUUCCUAUUUUGUUUAGAGUCUCAAGACUUGUGUCUUUUCUCAUCAGCAUUACAUUACUUCACAAACUUCCCCCUCUGCUUUGCUCUCUUCCUAUAGUUACUUCCAUCAAACAUCAUUCAUCAAUGGCUUGCUUGGGGAUGAUUUGCAAUGAGAAUUUGAAGGAUUGUGAGACAAAAGAGAGGGAUGUUUGCACUCUUGAUGGGACGGUUGAUUGGCAUGGCCAACCUGCAAUCAAAUCAAAAUCUGGAGGAUGGGUUGCUGGGAUCAUCAUACUCUUGAAUCAAGGUCUCGCAACUCUUGCGUUCUUUGGGGUUGGUGUGAACCUGGUGCUGUUCCUGACAAGGGUUAUGCAGCAAAACAAUGCCGAUGCAGCCAACAGUGUGAGCAAAUGGACCGGGACAGUCUAUAUCUUCUCUCUUGUAGGGGCUUUCCUCAGUGAUUCAUACUGGGGAAGGUACAAAACUUGCGCCGUUUUUCAGAUCAUCUUUGUCAUUGGCCUGGCUUCACUUUCCAUAACAUCACAACUCUUCCUUAUCAAACCAAAAGGUUGUGGGGAUGAGGACACUCCAUGCGAGUCAAAUUCAAAAUUGGGGAAUGCAUUGUUUUACCUCUCCAUUUACCUUAUUGCUCUGGGAAACGGGGGAUAUCAACCAAAUAUUGCCACAUUUGGAGCAGACCAAUUUGAUGAAGAGGACUCCACAGAGGGGCACUCAAAAGUGGCCUUCUUUAGCUACUUUUACUUGGCGCUUAACUUGGGCUCUCUCUUCUCAAACACCAUUUUAGGGUACUUUGAAGAUGGAGGACUGUGGGCUUUGGGCUUCUGGGUGUCAACUGGCUCAGCUUUUGCAGCCUUGGUUUUGUUUCUUUGUGGAACUCCAAGGUACAGGCACUUCAAACCAAGUGGUAACCCUUUCUCAAGAUUCUGCCAAGUCAUUGUUGCUGCAGCUAAGAAAUCAACGGUCAAGAUGACACCAAGUGAAGAUGAACUCUACAAUGUUGAUGCCAAGGACUGUUCAGUAAACCGUGGUAGAAAGAUACUUCACACCCAUGGAUUCAAGUUUCUGGAUAGGGCAGCCUAUAUCUCAUCAAGAGAUCUGGAUAACCAAGAACGAGGCAUUGACAAUCCAUGGCGCCUGUGUCCCAUCACACAAGUGGAAGAGGUCAAGUGCAUUUUAAGACUACUUCCUAUCUGGCUCUGCACCAUAAUCUACUCCGUGGUCUUCACUCAAAUGGCUUCCCUCUUCGUCGAGCAAGGUGCAGCCAUGAACACUGUUGUUUCAAACUUCCAUAUCCCACCUGCGAGCAUGUCAAGCUUCGACAUUCUUAGUGUGGCAUUUUUCAUCUUCCUUUACCGACGAGUCCUAGACCCACUUGCAGGAAAACUCAAAAAAUCAGAUUCUAAAGGGAUUACAGAGCUUCAGAGAAUGGGAAUUGGUCUCAUCAUAGCAGUGAUGGCAAUGGUUUCAGCAGGAAUUGUAGAGUGUUAUAGGCUAAAGUACGCCAAAGGCGACUGCGCACAUUGUGAAGGCUCAAGCUCCUUAAGCAUCUUUUGGCAGGUUCCACAGUAUGCAUUAAUAGGAGCUUCCGAGGUCUUCAUGUACGUGGGACAAUUGGAGUUCUUCAAUGCACAAACCCCAGACGGAUUGAAAAGCUUUGGCAGUGCACUUUGUAUGACAUCAAUCUCUUUGGGGAAUUAUGUCAGUAGUCUUCUGGUCACUAUGGUUAUGAAAAUAUCAACAGAGGAUCACAUGCCAGGAUGGAUUCCAGGAAACCUGAACAGAGGUCAUCUAGAUAGAUUUUACUUCCUCUUAGCUGGAUUGACAGUAGUUGAUUUUGGGGUGUAUAUUCUCUGUGCUAAAUGGUACAAAUCUAUCAAAUUGGAGGGCAAGUGUGAAGAAAAUGAAGAUCAGGAGCUCAUCAAGGUCUGAUUUAAAGAAAUAUACACAAAAGCCAGCUUCUUGGAUGCAUAUUUUAUCAGUUUGUGUAAGAAUAAAAGGAAUGGGGCCUGAAGAGUCGGAAAGCUAUUCUUGGCUCAACUCUUUGUACCCAAUUCUUUCCUCUUUUUACGACAUCUAACCAAAUAAUUUCAAGCCAUGUUACUGUAAGAGCAAGGGUGGCGUGUAAUGAUCAGGCAGAUUUCUUGUGCAAGACCUUCAUGUUCCCACCUUGUAAAUUUCUUCGCUUUAUUCAUUAAAGGCCUUUGACUUCUUUUUUCUUUUCC
This is a messenger RNA of Cucurbita maxima (winter squash), 2370 nucleotides long. Its product is annotated as protein NRT1/ PTR FAMILY 7.3-like. Gene Ontology annotation, biological process: transmembrane transport. Gene Ontology annotation, cellular component: membrane. The record is from RefSeq and is a predicted model, not a curated record. Gene Ontology annotation, molecular function: transmembrane transporter activity. The transcript is spliced from 5 exons. Bases 272 to 2077 code for a protein of 601 amino acids. NCBI's taxonomy places the organism in Eukaryota, Viridiplantae, Streptophyta, Magnoliopsida, Cucurbitales, Cucurbitaceae.